Molecule: messenger RNA, 1267 nt
Organism: Guyanagaster necrorhizus
Lineage: Eukaryota; Fungi; Basidiomycota; Agaricomycetes; Agaricales; Physalacriaceae
Exons: 8
Coding region: 7-1104 (365 amino acids)
Cellular component (GO): plasma membrane
Source: RefSeq, a predicted model, not a curated record
ACCGUAAUGUCUUACAACGGAAUCGACCGCAAGGACCGCGCCCCUUCUCCUAGUGAGGGCUCAACCUCGCCAAGGAAUGUUGUGGAUCACGAUGCUCCUCAUGUAACGGCGGACGUACCAGUUGGACCAAGGAGAUUGGGGGAACCAAAGCAUCACAUGAUCACUGUCCAACCGCUGAAAAGGAGCGAGAUGCAACCUUCGUACGCGCAGGAUCUUGGAACUGGAGAGGUUACGCAUGGAGUCUACGGUUCGCUCUUACAAUGCCUGGGAACCGCAGUGGGCUUCCUUGGGGCCAUCCCUUGUUGCCCGUGUCCAAAUCCUUUCCGAAAUGUCCAGCAAGGAUCCGUGGGACUCAUCUCCCGUUUCGGCCAGUUCUACAAGUCGGUGGAUCCGGGACUUGUCCAGGUCAACGUUUGUACUGAAUCCCUUCGCGUUGUGGAUGUGAAAAUCCAGAUCAGCCCUAUUGGCAGGCAGAUGGUGAUUACUCGAGACAACGUUAAUGUUGAAAUCGAUUCGGUCAUUUACUUCCAGAUCUGUAACCCCUAUCGCGCCGCUUUCGGUAUCACUGACCUCCGGCAAGCCCUCAUCGAACGUGCACAAACAACGUUGCGACAUGUCGUUGGCGCACGUGCUGUUCAAUCUGUCGUUACCGAGCGUGAAGCCAUCGCCUUUGAAAUUGCCGAAAUUGUUGGUGACAUCGCCGACAAAUGGGGCGUUGCCAUUGAGGGUAUUCUCAUCAAAGAUAUCAUCUUCAGCCCUGAAAUUUCCGCGAGCUUGAGUAGCGCUGCUCAGCAGAAGCGGAUCGGUGAGAGUAAGGUUAUUGCUGCGCGAGCCGAGGUCGAUGCUGCCAGGUUGAUGCGUCAAGCUGCCGAUAUCCUGGCUUCGCCGGCUGCCAUGCAGAUCCGACAAUUGGAGGCUUUGCAACAAAUGGCCAAGUCCGGGAACAGCAAGGUCAUCUUCGUACCCAUGCAGCUACAAAGUGACGUUGUUUCACAAAUGGCAGGGACUUCUGCUGCGGGUGCCACUAAUGACAGUAAUGCCGGCGAGGCAGGAAUGGGUGCAGCUGGAAGGAUAGCCGUCUUGAAUAGUGCUGCAGAUAUUUGAAGGGUAUCGCCAUUGAAACUUUCUUAUCGCCCCUUAUCACGUUUCACCAUGCCAUCUCCAUGUGUAUUAACUCUAUUGUUUUAUUUUGGAUACCUAUGACAUUGGUUAUGCUGAUGUUCACGACUAUUUACUUGUACACGUCAAUAAAAUACUCUACACACCA